Messenger RNA from Gossypium raimondii (Peruvian cotton), 630 nucleotides. RefSeq lists its product as uncharacterized. The coding region runs from base 1 to 630 and encodes 209 amino acids. The transcript has 3 exons. The record is from RefSeq and is a predicted model, not a curated record. NCBI's taxonomy places the organism in Eukaryota, Viridiplantae, Streptophyta, Magnoliopsida, Malvales, Malvaceae.
AUGGAUCCUGACCGAAGUGUAGCAGAUGAUGUUGAGAACUUUGUUCGUGCAAAUCCGAAUGUUCAACCUCCUCCACCCCUUCCUAUUCCUCAACCGGUCCCCGUAGCUCCACAAAGUGUUGAUUUGGAGGAAUUCAGAAAGAAAUAUAUAAGCCAGCGGUUUAUUAAUCAGAAACGUAAGGAGUUUCUUGAGUUGAAGCAGGGCCGAAUGUCUGUGGCAGAAUAUGAAAGGGAGUUUGUUAGGCUCAGCAAAUAUGCCCAAGAAUGUGUACCUACGGAGGCCAUUAUGUGUAAAAGAUUCAAAGAGGGGUUAAACGAAGAUAUCAGAUUGUAUGUUGGGGUUUUAGAGUUGAAAGAAUUUGUAGUAUUGGUUGACCGAGCCUGUAAGGCUGAAGAACUGAGUAAAGAAAAGACAAGAGCGGAGAUUGAAGCUCGAGAUGUAAGAAAAAGGUCAACGAGCAGAACAUUUCAAUCCCAACCAAAGAAGCUUAAAGGGAUGGAUCCACGAUCAACUGGUUCAGCCGGGUAUUUACGUAGAGAUCGAGGGAAGUCAUAUCCCGGAGUUAAAACUCAAGCUACCUCAAUGGCAAGCAUGGGAAAUGUGGGGAAUAAUAGACCCGAGUGUCAAUAA